AUGGCGGCGGCCGGCGGCGGCCCCAUGCGGCUGCGGCUGCUGUUCGAUUACCCGCCGCCCAGCAGCCCGGGCUGCGCGCUCUGCUGGCUGCUGCUGGAGCCCGGCCAGGUGCGCCUGGUCACCGACCUCGUCAGCCUGAUCCGCUACAGGUUCGGCUUCAGCCAGGGGGCCCGCCUCAGCCUCUUCCUGGAGGGGGCGAUGCUGCCCCUCACGGAGAGCGCCCGCCUCGUCCGGGAUAACGACUCGCUCAGAGUAAAAUUGGAAGAGAUAGAUGAUGGCUUCUCUGAUACACCAGAAGAAGACAAAAAAAGGCAUAGACCAAGGCAGGAAGAGGAAGAAUUCUGUAGAAAUAAAGAAGACAGGCAUAAAAGGGAAAAGAAAAAGAAUAAACUGAGUACUGAGUAUUCCUCCUGUAGGGAAGAGACCUCUGUAGAUAUUUGGGACUCUCAAAAAAGGUACAAGAAAAGAAAAAGAAAGGAAGAAGUUAGUGGAAGAAAUAAACUCACAGAAGGUAAGGAAGAGAGCUCUACUGACCAAUCUAAAAAGCUUAAAAAAACUGAGAGGGAGAAACAGUUGGCAACAAAAAAGAAGGAUGAAAAGCAGGAAAAGGCCUCUGCAGCAAAGAUGGCUUUAGAACGGACAAAUUCCCUAAAUUCUGGUAAAAAUAAAACAAAAAAAAAGACAACAGAGUCCAGAAAAAAGAGGGACUCUUCAGAUUCCUCCAGCACGUCGUCUGACAGUGACAGCAGUGAAUUAAACAUAAAGCAAAAUAAAUCUCCCCAUAAAUCUAUAGUGACAACACUUCCCAAAGACAAACCCAAAGCUGCUGCAAAUUCUGACGUGAAAACUGUUGUUUCUAAGAAAGUGACUGUAAAGCCUAAUGCUGACAAUUCCACUAAGACUGCAAUUAAUAAAAACGCUGAAAGAUCCCAAUCCUCUAGUUCAGAUUCUGACUCAAGCUCAGAGGAUGAGGAAGUGGCAACAACACCAGCCAGUACUGCCAAGGAAAAGUCACUGCCCAACAGUGUGGCAGCUGUAAAAACCAGCACCACCAAGGCUCUCAGAGCAGAGACCUCCUCUUCAGAGUCUGAUAGCUCAGAUUCAGAAACACUUAUUAAAAAACCUGCAGCAAAUGCUGGAGUGAGUAAUUCCAUAGUAAGAAACUGUACUGAACAGUUGCCAAACAGUGUUCAAGGACCACUUGCCAGCCCAGGUCGUGGAAGGGGGCGUGGAACAGGAGAGGAUAACUUCUGGAGAGGACCUAGGGGCCGUGGGUUUCGUGGGAUGAUGAGGGGCCAAGGCCAUGGGAGAGGAGCAAACCCUGGCUUCUUCUAUAACUACAGCAGUGAAGGCCAGAAACAGAGGCAGUUAAAUGAAGCUGUGACAAACACUUCUGUUCUUGUCCAGAAUCCUGUGGAGCUCCCCAAGAGAGAUUACAGCGUGUUACCUCUUCUGGCUGCCCCGCCACAAGUGGGAGAAAGAAUUGCCUUUAAGCGCUUGGAACUAACUGAAAAUUACACUCCUGGAAUUUCAGACUAUAAGGAGGCAAAAAUAAUCAGAUGGAAUGCUGAUCAAAAGCAGAUUGAGCUUGAGAUCCUUUCAUCAGCAGGACAAGUUGCUAAAGAGCCAGGGAAAUUCGAUCUGGUUUACCAGUCUGCAGAUGGAGCAGAACUGAUAGAGUAUGCUGUUCCUCAGGACACAAAGAUAACUGAAAGUUGGGAUGCACUGAUAGAGCCAAGACUGAUUGUUGAGCCUCCAGUGAAUGGAUCCAGCAUUGAAAACUAACCUAAGAUGUGAACAAAUGUAAAUAAUUGUUUGGACUUGUUUUGUGAAAUGCUGCCUUCCAGUUCUGAAGGCAGCAGAUGCACUGGUAGAUAUUUUUAAUACGUUGUUUUAAAAAUAAACUAUGCUGAAAGAAAAAGAAACACUUUUUUUCUUAGGAUAUGUUUUAAUGUAAUACAGGAAUAAUUGGUUUAUUAUAGGAAGUCUUUAAUAUAGAUCUGUGUUUGUUGGGUUUUUUUGAAUAGAAGCUUAAUAGCAAUUUUUGUAUCCUGCUGCCAGCUGCAGAACUGGAAUGGUUUAAUCAAAAAUAAAAUCCAA
Messenger RNA from Apus apus (common swift), 2100 nucleotides. RefSeq names its product coilin (gene COIL). Lineage: Eukaryota; Metazoa; Chordata; Aves; Apodiformes; Apodidae. Bases 1 to 1785 code for a protein of 594 amino acids. Gene Ontology annotation, molecular function: U2 snRNA binding; U1 snRNA binding. The transcript is spliced from 7 exons. Gene Ontology annotation, biological process: spliceosomal snRNP assembly. The record is from RefSeq and is a predicted model, not a curated record. Gene Ontology annotation, cellular component: Cajal body.